GAAGUUUUGGCACAUAGCUUUAAUGUUUGCCAUUCCUUCAGGAGUCUAUGGUUCAUGGGGAUCAGUGUUGGAUGUAAACUUGAAACCUUUUGGAAUCUCACAGAAAGAAGCUGGUUGGCUAGACUUUUACGGAAGUAUUGGAGGAACAAUAUUUGGAAUACUUCUUUCAAGAUUUUCGGACAUUUUUAUGAAAAGAAUAAAGUCGUUCCUUGUUGUAGUGUAUUCUGUGGCAGCGAUAUUCUUCGUCAUCUUUACUCUUAUGUGUACGAAUGUCAUACAUCCUUAUACAGGAGUCCUUUAUUUCACUUGUAUAGGAGGCAGUACAUUAGUGGGCGGAGCAAUGCCACUAUUUUUCGAACUUAGCUGUGAGACAACAUAUCCAAUAGCGGAAGGUGUCACGACUGGUUUCAUGACAUUAGCAUUAAAUAUCACUGGAACCAUUUUUUUACUUCUUUCAUUAAUUCCAAACAUUGGACCGAUAUGGCCAAACUGGACAUUAAUUGGUUGUAUAGUUGUAACAGUGCCAAUGUUGAUAGCUUUCAAAGCUGAUUACAAACGAAUAGAUGUUGAUGUUUAUAAUAAACCGGAUUGAUACUUUUAUCAUUAUUAAAAAAAAUAUUGGGAAACUGUACAUAUUUUGAUGCUAGAGGAGGUUGUAGUGUUAUUGAUUAUAUUAUUGUGUCAGAAGAUAUUUGCGUGAACCCCCUGAGGGGUUCAUGCUUAUAUAUUGGUGAGUUUUGGGAGUGUCUAUGGGCCAUUCGAUAUCCUCGGAAUCAAGAUUCUCGGAACGUCUCGAAAAUUUUCGAUCAUUUAUACCGGUAGUUAUUUAUGUCUUUGAUAUGGUCCAUCUAUGGAUAGGCUACCACGUGACAUUGUAUAUUUCAACAAUCAAAGUUCAUUUGUAGAUUGGAAAGUAAAACAAGUAAAGACUAGGUUGCAGUCAAAAAAUCAUUUAUAUGUUAGAACCUAUUUGCCUUUUGACAAAACAUAUGUGUUUUAAUAAUGUGAAUGUUUAUUAAAUAUCAAGUAUAAUGAUAACGCAAUUAUAUAAUUCAUGCUUUGAGACGGUCUCUGUACGCGUAAUGUGUGUAGUAUUUAAUACAUUGUGCAUUGUGACAAUAAACCUGGGAAUAGUUUAUUGAUAUAUAAUGUCCCGGAAUAAACUGAUUAGUUCUGAAUGUU
Messenger RNA from Mytilus californianus (California mussel), 1182 nucleotides. RefSeq names its product solute carrier family 49 member 4-like. NCBI's taxonomy places the organism in Eukaryota, Metazoa, Mollusca, Bivalvia, Mytilida, Mytilidae. The coding region runs from base 23 to 592 and encodes 189 amino acids. The record is from RefSeq and is a predicted model, not a curated record. The transcript has 5 exons. Gene Ontology annotation, cellular component: intracellular membrane-bounded organelle; membrane.